Molecule: messenger RNA, 453 nt
Organism: Microthlaspi erraticum
Lineage: Eukaryota; Viridiplantae; Streptophyta; Magnoliopsida; Brassicales; Brassicaceae
Source: the annotation of a GenBank genome assembly
AUGGAGGUAUUUGGAAAAUCACCCAUGGUUAGCUCUGCGAAUGUUAUUUACUUGUCUGCGAUUCUGGGUCGCGAAUGCGAUGGACCCAACAAUCAGUCUCACAAAUGUGACUGGAAAUGUGAGAAUGAGAUUGUUUGUGGGAACAUGUACCGCUGCAAACUAACUGGCCUGACUCACGUCUGCGACAAGAACUGUGACCAGCGGAUUCUCUAUGAUAACCACAGCUCUCUCUGCCGAGCCAGCGGCCGGAUCUUCCCUCUCUCGCCGGCUGAGGAUCAGGCGGUUAGAGGUGUCCGGAGGAAGCUUGACGCUGAGAGCCAUCCUCCUUCUGAGAGCUGUUCGUUUAAGCGUCGCCGUCGUGAUGCUCAGUUCCAUGCUUCUCCUUUCGAGAGGUCUUUCUCUGCUGUGAGCCCAAUCUGCAGCCCGGCUGGAGAUGGAAUGGAGCUGAGUUAG